AUCUCUUGAUCAGUAGUGAUUUAAUGCAGCUGAAUACUAAGUAGCUGUGCCACAGCUUGAUGGAGCUCUGUCUUGUCCAGUGUCCUUCUCCUGGAAAUAUCCCUUGAGCUGUAGCCGGCGGAAAGAAGCGUCCAAUAACUGAAUGGGGCAUGUAGGGUUUUGCUGGGAGGACUGGCUCUUAUGUUGCAGGUAGGAGCAUCCUUUUCCCUAUAGGAAAGCAACAUGGGUGUCCUAGGGGACCCCUGUUUGUGUGGCUUGUUGUCCCCUAAUGCAGGGAGGAGCUGGAACAGCCCUCCUCCCUGCUGCCUGUAUCUAUCUCUGGAUGCAGCGGAGGAUGUGGGAUGAGCGCUGGGCUUGCCUUUCGUUCUCUCUCGUUCAUUCGUUCAUGCGUUCGUGUGCCGCAGGGAGGCCGUUGCCAGGCCCCGCGGCCUCUCUGGAGCCUUCCCCCGUUUGCGUGCCUGGGCGAGUGUGCGCCGUUGUCGUCGUCGCUGUCGCUUGCCACAAAAGGGAUCAUGAGCUCUCGCUGAGCGCCCGGCAGCCGGCAGUCCGCUUUGGCAAGCAACGGAGAGAGAGGAGGAGAAGAACUUCCGCAGCCGAGUCUCAGCCCUGGAAGGAUGUGGCGGGCCAGGUGAACAGGAUUUGGUGACGGAGACGGAACCUCUGCAGGACACUUGAAUGGAAAAGCUACAGAAGCACCAGCUGACUUCCCCGGGGAGCGUGGCCUCCUCCCGGGGUUCCAGCGUCCCCGGCUCGCCCUCCAGCAUUGUCGCCAGAAUGGACAAUGAGGUGCUGGGCUACAAGGACCUGGCAGCCAUCCCCAAGGACAAGGCCAUCCUGGACAUUGAGCGCCCGGACCUCAUGAUCUACGAGCCCCACUUCACCUACUCCCUGCUGGACCACAUCACGGAGCGGCCGCGCAGCCGGGAGCGCUCCCUCUCUCCCAAAUCUCUCUCUCCUCCUCCUUCUCCAGAAGUCACUCGGGACGCCAUGGAGGGCAGGUCCCCCAGCAAUGCCUCCCAGACCGCCCUUCGCCGGGCAGGAAGUGCCGCUGGCCGCCUGGGGGUCCACCACUUCCACCAUCCAGACCCCACCACGGUGGAGCUCAACAUCUACAAGAAGCCCCCCAUCUACAAGCAGAGGGAGUUCCCAACGACGCAUGCGCAGCCCCAGGCAGGGAAACACCUCAUUGAGGACCAGAUCAUUGAGUCCUCCAAGUUCCCCGCUGCCCAGCCGCCGGACCCCAACCUACCGGCUAAGAUUGAGACAGACUACUGGCCGUGCCCCCCUUCCCUGGCCGUUGUGGAAACCGAAUGGAGGCAACGGAAGGCCUCCCGGCGAGGAGGAGGCAGCGAAGGGGAGGAAGAGGAGGAGGCGAAGGGCCUGCGGGAGGUGCAGGAGGAGGAGCUGAGUAAGGUGGCCUCCAACCUGGGGAAGCUCAUCCUGAAGGAGGAGAUGGAGAGGGAGCGGUCGCUGCCUAUCCGGAGGAAAACCCGCUCCCUCCCCGACCGGACGCCUCUCCACUCCUCCAGCUCCAAAUCCUCGUCCCUUCCUACCUAUGGGAGAAGCCCCUUGACCCGGCUCCAGUCCACAGAGUUCAGCCCUGCCGGGAGCGAGAAGAGUAGCCCAGGUUUGCAGAAUGGCCAAAGAGGACGUAUGGACAGAGGCAACUCCCUCCCUAGUAUGCUGGAACAAAAAAUCUAUCCGUACGAGAUGCUGAUGGUGACAAACCGAGGGAGAGUCAAACUGCCCCCUGGAGUGGACAGGACGCGGCUAGAGCGGCACCUGUCUCCCCAGGAUUUCCUGCGCGUCUUUGAGAUGCCCCCAGAUGAGUUUGGGAAGCUGGCCUUGUGGAGGCGGAACGAGAUGAAGAAGAAGGCCUUCCUCUUCUGACCCCGGCCACGGCGCCCGGCCUGCAGACCUGCGUGGAGUGUGUCGACCGUCUUGCGCCGCCGGCGUUUGGGGGCUGCCCUUGAGCCGGACCCAAGGAGCUGGGCGUGAGGGCCCCGAGGGAGAAGGAGCAGGUGGCAACGCAAGCUCCCUCCAGCUCUCCCUACUGUGUCUGCUGGCUUCGGGGACGGGACUGUGGGGGACGUGGCAAAGAGGGUGGAGGUGGGCUCCUUGCUGUGGCACCUGCCUCCUCCUCCCUCCACUUCCCAGAUAUCCCUGGGUCCACUGGGGCAGGAAGCAGGCUCCAGGGGCAAUGCUGCCCAAUGGUCUGCACAACUCACCCUCACCUACCCUGCUCUUGGACUCUCUAAACAACUGCCAGCUGAUGUGAGUUGGAGGGGAAUAAGGCUUUCCCCCAAAUCUGGCAGCCUUUCCCACUGUUUUGCCCCACUACCUUUGCUAAGGGAGCCCUGGCCUCUCCCACGAUGAAGCACCACAGCCACCAUCCCAACAUUUGUUGCCAGGAAGAACCCAACUGCCAUUGCUAGAGGGAGGGCUUAGGGUCCAUGUGUUGGAAGAAGGGGGCCCGUAGCCAUGUUCCCCCGCCCUCAGCAUUCUCCCUUCCCUCCCUCUUUUCCUUGAUGCCUUAGAAUAGCACACAGGGGCCACCUUACCCACCCCACCAGCCCCACCAACCUCUAUUCCAAAGCCGCCUAUUCCCCUGUACCCCACCUGUCUCCUUGCUUUUUUCACCUGCCUUGCCACAUACCUCUGUCCCAGACCCACGGCCUCCUCCCUCCCAGCCACCUCAGCCCCCCAGUUCUUUGCUUCCACUCCUUGCCCCACACCCCACAUCCUGCCUGUUUUCCUUAGGCCCAAUGGCAGAUUGGGACCAGGAUUUUAGGUCUCAACCCAGACUGGUAUGACCCCUCUGAAUGGCCUCCCUGCCCUUAUUUUGAGGUACACUGCCCUGGUCUGUUGAGACCAGUGAUGCCAACUCUGUGGCCAGGGACUUGAGCUAUGACUUUUCUCCAGCCAUGACCUGGCACUCCUUGGCAGCCUCUCCAAGGAGGAGCCUGGCUCUGGUUUGCUUCUAGAGCAGGCAUGGGCAAACUUCGGCCUUCCCUCCAGGUGUUUUGGACUUCCAACUCCCACAAUUCCUAACAGCCGGUAGGCCAGGUAUGGGCAAACUUCGGCCUUCCCUCCAGGUGUUUUGGACUUCCAACUCCCACAAUUCCUAACAGCCGGUAGGCCAGGUAUGGGCAAACCCAGGCGCGGUGGCCGGAUGAGACCACUUGGGUUCUUUUCUCAAGCCCUCAUCUCUCUCACCAUCCUAUCCUUCCAAUUUCCUUUCU
Messenger RNA from Anolis sagrei ordinatus, 3242 nucleotides. The record is from RefSeq and is a predicted model, not a curated record. NCBI's taxonomy places the organism in Eukaryota, Metazoa, Chordata, Lepidosauria, Squamata, Anolidae.